Molecule: messenger RNA, 1242 nt
Organism: Striga hermonthica
Lineage: Eukaryota; Viridiplantae; Streptophyta; Magnoliopsida; Lamiales; Orobanchaceae
Source: the annotation of a GenBank genome assembly
AUGGACGAUAAUUUAGCAAUGGCAGCAGACUUCGAGAGCCGAGCCGAGAAGAAGCUCGCCGGCUGGUCUCUAUUCGGCUCCAAAUAUGAAGACGCCGCCGAGUUAUUCGACAAAGCAGCCAGUGCUUACAAACUCGCCAAAUCAUGGAAUCAAGCUGGAGCAGUUUAUGUUAAGUUGGCCAGCUGCCACUUGAAGUUAGAUAGCAAGCAUGAAGCUGCUAACGCGUAUGCUGAUGCUGCAUAUUGCUACAAUAAGUCUAACACAAAAGAAUCGAUAUCAUGCCUUGAAGAUCCUAUAGAUCUAGUCAUGGAUAUUGGGAGACUGAAUACGUGUGCCAAAUACUAUAAGGAAGUAGCUGAGUUGUAUGAACAAGAACAGAACUUGGAACAAGCUAUUGUUUACUAUAAAAAAGUUGUCGAUCUCUUCCAAAGUGAGGAUGUAACAGCAUCAGCAAAUGAGUACAAGCAGAAAGUUGCGCAAUAUCCAAAGGCCAUUAAGAUCUAUGAAGAUAUAGCACAACAGUCGCUCACCGAUGGCUUACUGAAGUACUGCGUAAAAGGGCACCUUCUCAAUGCUGGAUUUUGCCAGCUGUGCAAGAACGAUGACGGUGCUAUCAACAACGCAUCAGACCGAUACCAGCAUAAAAAACAGAGCAACGUCAAAAGCCAGGCCAAACACUUUUCCAUGAAGAAUAAUAAAUCAAUGGGCGAUCAUUUAGCAAAGGCAGCUGACUUGGAGAGCCAAGCCGAGAAGAAGCUCGCUGGCUGGAAUCUAUCCGGCACCAAAUAUGAAGAUGCCAUCAGUUUAUUCAAGAAAGCAGCCAUUGUCUACAAACUCGCCAAAUCAUGGGAUCAGGCUGGAGCAGUUUAUGUUAAGUUGGCCAGCUGCUACUUGAAGCUGCAUUUAGAUCGAAGGCUUGAAGCUGCUAACGCUUAUGCUGAUGCUGCACGUUGCUACAAGAAGUCCAACACAAAAGAAUCAAUAUCAUGCCUUAAAGAGUCUGCAAAUCUAUUCAUGGAUAUGUGGAGACUGGAUUCGUGUGCUUAUUACUGUAAGGAAAUAGCUAAGCUGUAUGAGCAAGAACAGAACUUGGAACAAGCUAUCGUUUACUAUGAAAAAGCUGCCGAUCUCUUCCAAAGUGUGCAUGCAACAUCAUCUGCAAUUGGGUGCCAGGAGAAAGUGGCACAGUGCUCAGCUCAGUUGAAACAGUUAAAUUUGUCUGCUCUCUCUCUACAUGAUUAG